AUGAGAAACGUGCUGGUUUUGCUUGGAUUUGUAGCGGCGUUCGGUGUUCCGAAAAUCCAUGCUGCUCCACAAUCGCUAGUUGGAAGACCGCUGGCAUUGCCGUUUUCAGUCAAAGGUCCACGCAUACGUGGCGGUAUUCCCGUGGGACCAGAAGAGAUUCCUUACGCGGCUGGCUUAAUGAUACAACAAUCGAUGGGUAGUCGCUGGUGUGGUGGUAGUCUGGUGUCCGUGAACUACGUCAUAACAGCCGCUAGCUGCUUUUUGGAUCCCGGUCCGACCACAGUGCUUUUGGGGGCCUCUGAUACAACCAAUGUGGCAGAUAUCGUUGUAGCAAGCGAAAUUAUUCUUCACCAAGCAUUUGUUGCUAGCCAAAAUCUCAACGAUAUAGCUUUAGUGCGACUAGCCAGACCAGCUAACAUAACCAAUAACAUUCAAUUGGCGCGGUUGCCCAACUGGAGGCAGGCAGAAUCCCUUUUCAUCGGCCAACUGGCCACUGUAAGCGGCUGGGGAGCACUUGGUCAGAACGCUCCGGAGUUACUGCCCCUUAACCAUCUGCACCGCCUCAGUGGCACGAUCAUUACCAAUGCAGCUUGUAAUUUGCAGUUCUUCGGAGGCAUUACCGAGAGUCACAUUUGCACUGCGACGACCAAUGGAUCCCCGUGCCUCGGCGAUCAGGGAGGACCGUUAACGGUACAGGACGCUGAUGGUGGCCACACCGUAAUCGGUGUUUUCUCCUUCGUCUCCAAUCUCGGAUGUGACGUUGACUGGCCGGCAGUAUACACGCGCGUCACACGUUACCUCUCCUGGAUCGAGGCAAACUCAGACGUAAUCAUACGCACCGACUUCGACUUUUUACCGACACCACCGAAUCUAAUCACUACCACCGUGGCUACACCGGAGCCAACCCACCAAGAAACGACCACGACCAGCGUGUUUACUACGACUACUGUUACACCGGAGCCGACCCACCAGGAUACGACCACGACCAGCGUGUUUACCACGACUGCUGUUACACCGGAGCCAACACACCAGGAAACGACCACGACCAGCGUGUUUACCACGACUACUGUUACACCGGAGCCGACGCACCAGGAUACGACUCCGACGACUUUGUCUUAG
Molecule: messenger RNA, 1119 nt
Organism: Anopheles cruzii
Lineage: Eukaryota; Metazoa; Arthropoda; Insecta; Diptera; Culicidae
Product: collagenase-like
Exons: 3
Coding region: 1-1119 (372 amino acids)
Biological process (GO): proteolysis
Molecular function (GO): serine-type endopeptidase activity
Source: RefSeq, a predicted model, not a curated record